CCGAGGCGGGGCGGUGAGUGCCGAGGCGGCUCGCGGGAAGAUCUGGCGGCCAUGGCGGCCCCGGGGCCCGCGAGUCGCUUCUGGUGCUCGUGUCCCGAGGUGCCCUCCGCCACAUUCUUCACCGCUCUGCUGUCGCUGCUGGUGUCGGGGCCCCGCCUGUUCCUGCUGCAGCCACCUCUGGCGCCUUCGGGGCUGUCGCUGCGCUCCGAGGCCCUGCGCAACUGGCAAGUUUACAGGCUGGUGACCUACAUCUUCGUCUACGAGAACCCCGUCUCCCUGCUCUGCGGCGCCAUCAUCAUCUGGCGCUUCGCCGGCAACUUCGAGAGGACCGUGGGUACCGUCCGCCAUUGCUUCUUCACCUUGAUCUUCACCGUCUCUUCCGCCAUCAUCUACCUGUCAUUCGAGUCCGUGUCGUCGCUGUCCAAGCUGGGGGAGGUGGAGGACGCCAGAGGGUUCACCCCCGUGGCCUUCGCCAUGCUGGGACUCACCUCAGUCCGCUCUCGGAUGAGGCGGGCCCUGGUGUUUGGCGUGGUGGUGCCUUCCGUCCUGGUGCCGUGGCUGCUGCUGUGUGCCUCCUGGCUCAUCCCUCAGACCUCCUUCCUGAGUAAUGUCUCUGGCCUUCUCAUCGGCCUGUCGUAUGGCCUCACCUACUGCUACUCCCUGGACCUCUCUGAGCGAGUGGCCCUGAAGCUUGAUCAGAAGUUCCCCUUCAGUGUCAUGAGGAGGAUUCCCCUGUUCAAGUACGUCUCAGGUUCUUCUGCCGAAAGAAGAGCAUCCCAGAGCCGGAAGCUGAACCCUGCACCUGGCUCCUACCCCACACAGAGUUGCCACCCUCAUCUGACCCCAAGUCACCCUGUCACCCAGAUGCAGCAUGCCAGUGGGCAGAAACUGGCCUCCUGGCCUCCCGGACACAUGCCCAGCCUGCCUCCGUACCAGCCUGCUUCCGGCCUGUGUUAUGUGCAGAACCACUUUGGCCCUAACCCCAAUGCCUCCAGUGUGUACCCCGCUUCUGCAGGGACCUCCAGGGGGUGCAGCCUCCCUCCCCCGUCAGCUGUCCCUGGCACUGUGUAUUCUGGGGCCCUGGGCACCCCAGGGGUUACAGGCUCCAAGGAGUCUUCCAAGGUGGCCAUGCCCUAGCCAGCCUGCAGAGGAGGCUCCUACGUGUUGGACAGAGAGAGGUCCUAUCUGAGCGAGGAAUUUCAUCAGAAUUAUUUAUUGACGCCAGGGCGUGCUGGCCUGUCAUCCCAGCUGCUUGGGAGGUUGAGGCCGAUAGAUCCAAGGGUCAAGAUCUGUCUGGGCCCCAGAGCAAGUUCAAGGCCAGCCUAGGCUGUGUAUAAGAAGACUGAAAAUUAAUAAAAAUGGCUGGGACUGGA
Peromyscus eremicus (cactus mouse) is the source of this 1373-nucleotide messenger RNA. RefSeq names its product rhomboid domain containing 2 (gene Rhbdd2). Gene Ontology annotation, cellular component: membrane. The record is from RefSeq and is a predicted model, not a curated record. NCBI's taxonomy places the organism in Eukaryota, Metazoa, Chordata, Mammalia, Rodentia, Cricetidae. Gene Ontology annotation, molecular function: serine-type endopeptidase activity.